Magallana angulata is the source of this 637-nucleotide messenger RNA. RefSeq lists its product as uncharacterized. Bases 5 to 637 code for a protein of 210 amino acids. NCBI's taxonomy places the organism in Eukaryota, Metazoa, Mollusca, Bivalvia, Ostreida, Ostreidae. The record is from RefSeq and is a predicted model, not a curated record. The transcript has 2 exons.
AAAGAUGGAGGAUGUAGUAACUAAAAAUUCUGAUCUGACUGCCAAAUACAACGAUGUGGUCGCCAAAUACAACGAUUUGUCUACCAAAUACACGGAACAGUCUGGCAAAUACGCAGAACUGUCGACCAAAUACACCGAUCUGUCAGCCAAACUGAAGACUUUGAUGACUAAAAGCAAUGGGUUUGCUGGAGGUUCUUGGUAUGGACACCCGGGAGCAGCCGCUGAAUUCGUAUGUCUUCCACGUGACCCAGACCUUAUUACGAAGUUUACUUCACAUUAUGCAUACAUGUAUGGUUCAGAAUACGACUCCACUGAGUUUGGCCAUCACAACGGUGACGACCUUCCUUGCAGUGUUUCUCGUAGCACAGAACAGUCCAGCGUUCUGAUGAUUCCUGGUAAAUCCUCUUGCUACGGUGACUGGAGUAUGCAGUACCACGGGUACCUUGUCGCGGGUUAUUAUAAUGCUAGCGCUGCUACGCAGUAUAUAUGUUUAGAUGAGCAUCCUGAAGCCUUGUUUGCUGGACAACGUGAUGAAAACGGGAAAAUGUUUUACCCUGUGAAAGCAGUGUGUGGAUCAUUGGCCUGUCCACCAUAUCAGGACGGCAAAUUCCUGACAUGUGUUGUCUGUACGAAAUAA